AUGGCCACAUUAGCUUGUCAGCUACGACAAAAGUCAUGGAGACGAGACGAGUUUCUCAUCUCGACUGAUCCCUCGCUGAUCCCAGUCAAAGAAGUCAUCAAAGUCUUUACUUCCAAAGAAUUCUACUGGGCAAAGCCUCUCCCAGAAGAUGCGACCCGAGAAAUGCUCGACAAUGGCCUCAGCUUCGGUCUCUACGACACAGAUACAGACUCACCACCCCCAUCUCCUGGCAACCCUAUCAAGAAAAAGCCUUCUGGCCCCAAGUUCAUCGGCUUCGCGCGCUGCGUCACCGACUUCACAACGGUCCUCUACAUAACCGACGUCUGGGUCACCCCCGCCUAUCGCAGCGAAGGACUAGGCACAUGGCUCAUGGAAUGCGUAAAUGAAGUUGCCGAGUCAAUGCCUCAUUUGAGGAAGAGUAUGCUUGCGACGGGCGAUUGGGAAAAGAGCGUUCCGUUUUAUGAGAGGGUAAUGGGGAUGAAGGUUACGGAGGGGACGAGAGGGGAGACACGGGCGAUUAUGGAGAAGAGAGGAAGGGGAAAUCCGAGAUAUGAGGAAGAGAAGGGGGGGAAGAAAGAAGAAUAG
Molecule: messenger RNA, 585 nt
Organism: Fusarium proliferatum ET1
Lineage: Eukaryota; Fungi; Ascomycota; Sordariomycetes; Hypocreales; Nectriaceae
Exons: 1
Coding region: 1-585 (194 amino acids)
Molecular function (GO): acyltransferase activity, transferring groups other than amino-acyl groups
Source: RefSeq, a predicted model, not a curated record